This is a messenger RNA of Sphaeroforma arctica JP610, 3454 nucleotides long. RefSeq lists its product as hypothetical. The coding region runs from base 338 to 3391 and encodes 1017 amino acids. The record is from RefSeq and is a predicted model, not a curated record. Lineage: Eukaryota; Ichthyosporea; Ichthyophonida. The transcript is spliced from 10 exons.
AGUAAAUAUCUCUUGAAAUAAUAAGUACACAAUAUUAUAUCCCUAUUCGAUUUAAUAUAUAUAUAUAUAUAUAUAUAUAGUACACACGCAGUCGAGAUCAAUUAUUAUUAAACAUCGUUGACAUAGCCAGAUUAUCAUACUACGAGUCAACUGAGGGGAAAUAUAUCCUGCGUUUCACAAAACAAUAACGAUUAUAAAUACAUUUUCGUGCCUUGGCGGCGCACAGCGUGUUAAGUUACGCCAUGGAGACGAACAAUGGACACAGUUAAAUCCAUAUAGGUCCUACUAGAUAUAUACAUAUCGGUCAUUUUAUAAACUCAAUGGACACGGUUACACCAUGACAGACUCUCUGUUUGACGAGUUGUUUGCCAAUCUCAGCAAUGAGGAAAUGCGAGAGAGAUUGGAGCAGUAUGCAAACCAGAAUUACCAGUUAAGCAUAGCAUUGGGCCGAGUCAAGCAGAAACUUAGAUUGACCGAAGAUCACCUGAUCAAAACGCGCGAUCGUGUUUUGGAUCUGCAACGGGAAAACAAUGCAUUGAAAAUAGCACGGAAACGUACCGAGGAUAAGAACGAAUGCUUACAAGCAAGCGGCCUGCUGACGAAGCGGUGUCUGUCCAUGACCGAGACACACCUGCAGUCUGUGCUUGCGAUGAUUGAACGGGGUUUGUCGGCUGAUAUCGAGGAACAACCAGAAGACCCAGCUCCCACGGCAGUUUUGCGUCAUGAUCGUCUCAAGUACGAUACCAGGCCUCACCAACGGCUAAGUAAGGCGUUCGUCGAGACAAGUAUGACGCUGAGUGAGAAUGAGGCUGAUGACCAUCUCACCGACCUUCCGGGAGACGACUACUACGAUGAUCAGCAUAUCGCAGCAGGCGCGAACAUACAGGUGCCGAUCUCAUCUGCUACCCACGCACCGCUCGUACAAGCGUACAGACCAAAAAUUCUGAGGGCUAACAGUAUCAAAUCAAAUGUGCGUUUGUGCAGCGGCGAGGGGUCUAGCGGUGCCACUCGUAAGACGCGAAACGACGACUCGUUUGUGUUUUCGCAGGCCAUUUCAGUGUCAUCCCCCAGGCCGAGCGAGCAUGAACAGACCCAGGCACGUGUACACAGAGAGCACGAUCAUCUGGAGGCAGAUACAAAUAUGGACAUGCCUCUGCAUGGUUCGCUGCACGGUGGUAAUGCCGCGUUGUAUGGGAGCGAGGAGAUGCGCGAGGACAGUGACUACGAGGCCUACAGCCGGGACAUCGACGGACACAACGACAGCGAUAGCGGUAGCAGCUGCGAUAGCAAUGAGAGUGUGAGUGGCGACUGCGAUGGGGAGAUGGACGAUAUGAUGCGGCGCGCAAAGAAGAAGGGCCCGUUGAACGACAAGCGCAUAAGCGCUAUGAGCGAGAACAUGAAGAGUGAGAACUCGUGUAUGCGUGACAGGGGCGACCGAUGGAGUACAGCGGAGCACGCGGAGUACAGCCGUAGUAGUGCGGGAGCAGGGCUGAGCUCCAAGGGGCAUAAUCUGGGGGCUGGCUCAGAGGCGACCGUGGAGCGCAAGCUGAGCGAUCCGUUGCCUAGCAGCGAUGCGGAGGAGGACGAGUUUCACGACAGACACGCGGAGCGAGACAGGUAUGCAUACAGAGAACAGGAAGCGAGCAAGAAUGCGGUGCUCAAGGAAAGCCUGGAGGCUAAGCGCAAGAGCUUGGACUCGUGGAAUGCGACCCGCAGACGCAGGAGUUGUGGGAGUCUGGGGCGAUUGGGCGCGAAGAGAGAGCGGCCGAGACGACGGCAAAGCGGUGAUUUCAGUGGUCGAGGCCUGUCGGGAAGUAGAGCUCUCAGCCAAUCAGAUCGCUUUGACGCUGCCGUUGCCAUGGAGACUGACGAGAGAAAGGAGUCUGAACCUGUACACACCGCAGUGGAACUCGAUGCGCAUGCGGAUGGGGCUGAUGCAGUGACUGUGAAUGGGUCUGUUAGUAUAGGCACGGGUCACUCUACGGCUGAUCAUGAUAAGCAUCCGGAAAGUGACCACGAGAAGCAUGCGGAAGGUGACCAUGUCAGACAUGGUAGGAAUGGGCGCAGGACUGUACAUAACAGCAGGGUGCACGAGUACAAGGGCGUGAUGGACUCUGCGAUAGAGAACGCACGGCGAGCGAAUGUGAUUGUGAGUGAUAGCGAGAGCGGCGUCGAGAGUGAGAAGGAGAAAGAACGAGAGCGAGCGCACAAGAAAAAGGAAGAGGAGAAGAUCCGGAAGGAUAAGGACAAGGCUCGGACCGAAGGGGAGAAGAAAAAUAAAAAUACGACAAAUACUGGAGAGAAUACGACCAACGAGACGGACAAUACGAUACGUGAGGAGAGGAACAAGGGCGGGCAGGAGAACAGCAAUACAAUCGCAGGGGAUACGACCGGCAAGAACGCGGAGACUGGAGUAGAAAAAUCCGGGAAUGAGAAUCAUACGACAGGCAUGAACGGUAUGGCUGGCGAUGAGGAGGCUGUCCAUACGACAAAGAAGGUCGAAAAUGAGACGGUGAAACUCGCUAUCGAGAACCAAAAUGUGAUUCCGGCGGCUGCGGAUAUAGUUGAAGCAGGAAACAAUGCGGGCAGUGACCUGACUACCAAUGACGAGGAUGAACGAGGUAGCGACCGUGGACGAGAGGAGCCCAAGACCAGUACCAGCGUGACUGUGCCUGACACCGAGUCAAUGGACGUCGACGCCUACUCAACGUUGACACUCAAGCAGCGUCUGGCCCAGCAGCAGGCGAUCUCGGGCAACGCUUCUGUGGCACCGCAUAAAGACCACAGCAGCAGAAGCAGUCGAGUUCUGAGCAACAUUGGCAAGACGACUCAUAGACUUCGGAGGGAGACGCCGCCUCCAGCCAGACCAACAUUAGUCGAGGACGAAGACGAUGGCAAACGCAGACCGCGACGUAGUGCCGCGAAACGGAAGUCGUACGUAGAACCUCCGCUCAAUAAGAAACUUAGAAGGGGCAUGGAGCAUACUUUUGGGACAGCUCCCAAGAGCCCCACAAGCAAGGUCAAGCAAAAGCGAGCCAGCGCCGAGAAUACUGAGAACAAAAAUCCCUCCCUUGUUACCGUGACAACAUCCGCGGCCACACAUUCCGAGCCCUCAGACGACAAUAGGAGGAAUACUACUACCAACACACAUACACACACGGAUACUCAGACGAACUCUGGCACCCGAAGUACUAUAGAGGCGAAUGUCAAUGAACAAGUGAGAGAGGGCUCAGAGGUCACAGAAAGUGAUUUAGUAAGGCAGGCCCGUGCAAGCGGCCCAUUACGCGGUGGUGAAAAGCCUGCGGGAAAAUUGAAGUCCGCCAUGGUCAGGGGCAAUCGUGGCGGACUAACAAACCGUAGCCCUCUAGGAAAUUUGAUCAAUUUGAGAUAGACUGAACUGCCGGUGGUCGAGUAAAUAAUUCAAUAGAUUGCCAGCAACCAAGCCAACCAUGAA